Molecule: messenger RNA, 3073 nt
Organism: Spea bombifrons (plains spadefoot toad)
Lineage: Eukaryota; Metazoa; Chordata; Amphibia; Anura; Pelobatidae
Exons: 20
Coding region: 45-2306 (753 amino acids)
Biological process (GO): calcium ion transmembrane transport; intracellular calcium ion homeostasis
Cellular component (GO): membrane; endomembrane system
Molecular function (GO): calcium:proton antiporter activity
Source: RefSeq, a predicted model, not a curated record
AAUUGGGAUUGAGAUGCUAACGGAAUAGAAGUCUCGUAGCUGAGAUGUCUCUGGAUGUGGAGUAUACCCGGCGCAGGAGGUACACGCAUGACGCUUUCGAUUUCCCUCGAGAAUUUGAGCACAGGCCUGACAUUCACCACAGAAGGGGAUCCCUCUGUGACCGCCACUGUGGUGUAACUAUCCAAGCAGAUUUUGGGGACACACAUUCUGGAUCUCAUCAACACAGUUUGCUCACGCCAAGGCUUUUGCCAGUGGUAUCAUCUACCCCAAGCUGCUGUCCUCAUCAUUCUGGGGAAGUUCAGCCUUGCGAUGUCUGCUUAGUUAAAACCACUAUCACCGCUGAAAAUGAAGUAGAGGCACUAAAACUGUCAAACAAUUACAAGUUUGGCUUCAAGAAAUGGAAGAGUCAUGUGACAGAGCGGCCAUGGGAAGAUCGGUCUGAUAUAGUAAAGGAGCUGUAUUCCGAGUUAAAUGUGGUGAAAAGCACAGUUGAGUCUGGUAUAACAAUAGGGAACGUCCUUUAUCUCCUAGCCUUUGGAUGGUGGGUUGCCCUUCUGUAUUUCUUGGUAUCUGUCCUUAUGUUCUUGUCUAUACUGGGAGCUCCAUAUGGAAUUCUUUGCUGGAAGCUGUCUGGGUAUUUCAUUUGGCCAUUUGGAAAAGUGAUCUUAAAGAGUGGCAUCAUACAUACCAAAAAGUGCUGCGUGCGAUUCUCAAAAUGUGAAGCUAUACCAGAGGUGGAUGAAAUGGAGAAAACACCCCUUAUUGGAUGUGAGAGACUCCAUACUGAUUUCCAACCCUCAGAGGUUGCCUACUGGUGGCGAAUUAGCACUUACAUCUGGCUUAUGCUGGGAUUUCCCUUGCUUGCCAUAGCCCACGGACUAGUCUGCCUUAUCUCAUGGAUCCUGGUUUUCUUCAUCCCCAUCUCCAAGAUGAAUGCCAGAACUAUGUCCAAAGUAUUGCUGAUGCCUCCUGAACAUGUUCACCUACGUAGCGCAAGCAAGAUGGAAGAGACCUAUGAGGCGGAGGUUGUUCUAUGCUGCUAUCAUGCCGUAAACCUUUAUUACUACAAGUACACGGUGGAUGGGCUCAAUGUGUUUGCUGUCAAUCUAAUAGUGUUGGUCAUUGUGUCACUGGCCCUGGGAUAUGCAGACGACCACAACCAUUACACAAGCUCUCCUGUGAAGUUCACACUAUCUCUGCUCUCCAUAAUGCCUCUGUCAUACUAUAUUGGUAUGGCGAUUGCAAGUAUUUCAGCUCAGAGUAACUUUGCUUUAGGUGCUGUGGUAAAUGCUACCUUUGGUUCCAUCAUCGAGCUCACCUUUUAUAUCACAGCAUUAAUAAAAGGAGCUCGGGAGGAGAACAAGUGCUACGAAGAAGUAGUGAAGUCGGCCCUCACGGGCACUUUACUGGGGUGUGUCCUCUUUGUUCCAGGCUUGUGCAUGGUCAUUGGUGGAAUCAAACACCAGGAGCAGAGGUUUAACAGCAGGUCAGCUGGAGUAGGUUCUGCACUGCUCUUCAUAUCUGUGGGAGGUGUUUUUGCUCCUACAUUGUUCUCCAAAGUAUAUGGGAAAAUGAUCUGUGGAGAGUGUAUGAACUUCGGCCAUAAUGUCUCAGAGAGAUAUAUUUGCCAGAACUGCCAAACUGAUGUGAUGGGAAGCAACAGCACUGCCUUCUACAAUGAUGUUAAGCCAUUGGUGUACACAGUGUCGCUCCUUCUGCCUGCUGCAUAUAUUAUAGGGCUCAUCUUCACCCUUAAGACCCACUCUCACAUAUACGAUAUUCACAUCAGUGACUGUCAUGUUCCCGGCCAUCACCAUGAUGCUGUGGUUCACUGGUCUCGAUGGCGAGCAAUGGUCGUACUGAUUGGCUCUACCCUACUAAUGUCUGCUUGUGCAGAUCUGGCCACAGAACACAUCAGCCCAAUUCUGUCUGGAGCCACUGUGUCUCAAUAUUUCAUUGGAGUGACUGUUCUUGCAUUGAUCCCAGAGCUCCCAGAGAUUAUCAAUGGGAUCCAGUUUGCUCUCCUCAACAAUUUAAGCUUAAGUAUAGAAAUUGGAAGCUGCAUUGCAGUACAAGUGUGUAUGCUUCAGAUACCCAUCCUGGUCCUGUUUUCUGUGUUCUACCCCACAGGAUUCACUUUGAUAUUCAGUGACCUCCACCUGUGGGCAAGCAUGUUUAGUGUGAUCCUAAUGAACUACAUCUUCAUGGACGGAAAGUGUGACUACUUCCAAGGCACUGCCCUGGUCAUUGUUUACUUCAUACUGCUUGCCAUGUAUUUCUUUGCUCCCUCUCCUGUUGGAUGCUGAUUCAUCAUCUUGGAGUAGACCAUCUAAGUUUGUUCCUUCCAUGUGAGUAAUGGGCAGCAGUAUGUAGGAUUUUCUUCCAACAGAAUACAGCACAAUCUUCUUGUUUGUUUAAAGAUGAGAUCUGUGUUUUGGAAGGUUUUCAUAAAUGAUUAAUUGCAAAACCCUGUGAUUUUACGAGGUGGAGAUGGGGCCAGACAUCACAUUGUAAUGAGCUCUACAACCCCCGCAUCCUUCUCUCUAGUGGCAGGGUGAAAUCUGUGCCUCUGUAAACCACUGGACAUUACUACCCUGUUGGCAAGGACAGGGAUGGAUGCCAGUACGAAGCAAGACAAAAUAUCCAGGCUUUCAGAUAUACCAUGUAAACCUGUUUGUGUGUUUUUAUUUGUUUCUUGUGUAUCUUUCAUAUGAGUGGCAAAUGCAUAAAGCUGAUGGUAUAAAAGGUUUGCAGGUUGCCUGAUCUGCGAUAAUGAAAUCACUUGCUGGGUCGUUGCUUUAGAAUAUGCCUUGAACAGAUGGUCACUGUGUUCCACAAAUGUUUAAUUAUGACGUAUGCAUUUAAACAUGUUUUCAAACUGUAACUUAUCACGAGGUGUUCAAUAAAGUAUGAGCACUUGAGUGAUUUCGAUCAUUAGGUUUUUUUUGUUUUUUUUAUAUACAAAUGUUAUUUUCAUGUGUUUUGUGGACAGACUGUUGAAAGGGUUUAUUACUAAUAUUAAACACAUUUGAAAUCUAACAUUUUUGUGCGUUUGCUUUCUUAUUUUGUAAAU